AGGGAGAGAACAUUACGGGGAACCAGAACAAAAGUGUAAAAAAAGUCACAUGACAACAAAUUACAGUUAACUAAUGGAUUUCCAAAACGAUAUUAAUAUGAUUUGUUUCCUUAGGGGUUUGCAACAGUAAAUCAAAAUGCCUUCUCUUCGUAAAGUUAAAGAUUUUCUUGGGAACCACAGGAAAUUUUCUUCCAUUCAGAAAAUACUUUUCCUUUUCCUAGGGUUAGGAAUUCUAGCUGCAUUUUCAUGGAAAUUUAUGCUAAGCUUUUUGUGGUAUGUCCUGGUAGUAGGGUCAACGAUCGGUGUUUGUCAGUAUUUGAUAACAUCAAAACACAACCAAACCUUUCUGUUGAAAAUAUAUUUAUACGUUUGUAGACAUGAAAAGGUGAUAAUCAGUUGUUUAAGCUUUAAAGAAAAAAUUCAAGAAAUAUUCACUGUUCAAGUUGUUGAGGGAGAAGUUUUAAAGGACCCUAGUGAAAAAAAUCAGGCAGAUGAAAGUGAACGUUUUUAUGAUGCAAAAGAUUCAUAUUUCCCCAAUGAACAAGAAAAUUACCAAUCUAGCAUGCAGAUGUCUGAUAAAAGUGUUGCUGCAUGUACAAAAGUUUCAUGGCUUGAGGAGGUUGAAACCAUUUCUGAUUUGAUUCAAAAACAUUUCAUUUACUCAUGGCUAAAGGACUUUGAUCCCCACAUUGAUGUUCUAACCGAAUGUGAUAAAGUAUUGAGAGAUGGCAUAAUAAGUUUUGCGUACAAAUUAAAAACGGUAGAUCCAAGUGAUUUAGUUAGGGAAAUUUGCUUAAAUGGCUGUCAACAUUUACGAACGCUUCAAAUAUCGCGAGAUAAAUACAAAAUUCAGCCAAGAAGAAGACUCAGCUCAGGAAGAAGGGACUCUGGAAGUCUUUCUUCAUUAAAUCGGAGAUAUGCUUCAGUCGAAGAAGCGUUUGAAAUGAUUUCAACCUACCAUAUAGGUCUAUAUGGACAUGAGAAUGAAAAUAGCUAUCUAUUUAGUGUCUGUGAUAUCAUAUUAAAAAGGACAUUUGGUGGUAUAUUUUUAAAUUCACAAGUGCUAAACUAUAUACUAUCAGAAAUUUUAACAUGCAAUGUAUUGUUGCCAGUUUUAGACCUUUUAUCGGAACCAGAUUUUAUUUACGAAAAAAUUAUUUUGAUUUUGUCUGAUGAGGCACUUGAUAUACCUGUAGAUGAGGAAGAUUUUGUUGAAGAACUGAGUGAAAAAUUUCAGAUGGGUGAUAAUCAAUACAGUCAUGACAGUUCUGAUAAUACUUCUAAACAUUUAGGCUUGCAAAAUGAAAACCCACCUGAUAUAAUUGAAAAUCAAACUGCCUCUUCAAUCAAUUUUUCAUCUAUAUCACAAAACGGUGCUACGGAAAUAAAUUGUGAUGAAAAGUUUGUACCUGUUAUUCCAAUGGCCCUCAUAGAGCCAGCUACAGCCCUGUCAGUGUCUGAAUCAGACCAACCUUCACCUGUCGAAACAGGUUCUCCAGUACACAAGCUCAAUGAAAUGAAAACAUCAAAGCCAGAUUUUUUCCUCAGCUGUUCUGAUGAGGAUAAACCUGACAUGCCUGAUCCAUAUAUGAACAGUUUGGAAAUCAUCGAGCCCAAGCCAGCAAUAUUUCUGGAUGUUUGUAUUAUUGAUAGUGAAAUUAGAAAUGAAAGCAGAAGUAAUUCACAGUUUGUGCUAUAUGUAAUACAGUACGAUGCUCUAUAUUGGGUUGAAGCAGAAAAGGAGCCAGUUCUACGUACAAGGCAGGCUAAAAGACGACAUCGGGAAUUUAUUAAUUUACAUUCUAGAUUAGAAGAUAAUACUUUGUACAAAAAAAGUCUGAAAGGAGUUAAAGGUCCAAAGAGAUGGCAAACUCUACCAUUUGGAAAUUUGAACAAGAAAAGUAUUGAAGACAGAAGAAAAAACUUAGAGGCUUACUUAAAGUCAUUGAUCCAGAUAGAUGAUAUAUGUAAUGGUGCUGAACUGAAUGAAUUCUUGGCGUAUGAAGGGGAUGGCCACAUUGCAUUUGUCAGGAAAACACCGGAAAAUAGUAUACCAAGAUUUGAUAAGAUGAUUGUGAAGACGAUGUCUGGAGUUUUUGACGAGAUAAUAAAGAUUCCCAGUCGUGUCAACUUUCCAAGUCUGCCUGGUAAAAAGGAUACCAACAAAGAAAUUGAAAAGAAUGAUUGUGAUCAGAUAGCUGUGGACUUUGACCACGAUACAAUAUGUGAAAGCCAACAAGAAAAGCUACAAGAGUUUGUUAAAAUUUGUGAUUGUCCAUUUUUCACGUCAGAAGAUUUAACUCAGAACAAAUUAGAGAAGUCAGCAGAUCAAUUAUCAGAAGAAGAUAUAUCUUUAGCAGAAGCUGUUGUAGAUAUUGGCGUACAAACUUUACAAGGGAAAGAUAACUGGGUCUGCAGAGAAAGGGUCAUUAUUGUGGUGAAACAUUUGAUAGGGGUCAUUCUAGACAGAUGGUUAAGGGACCAGAUCAGAGAUUUGACAUCAGAACAGAUGUGUGUGAAGUAUCUCCAGUUGUUACGAAGGACUGUGUGGCCGGACGGAGAAUUGUUUGAAGGUGGCAGACCAGUAAAGACAGACAGACAGAAAGCUGCAACUAAAGAACAGGCUAGAAGAUGUCUGGCUCAGUUUUUUCCAGAUACACUAAGAAGUCUGGUUGGAAAAGAAGAUUUUGACCAUGGCAUCAACGAAAUAAUUGAAUCUUUGCAAUAUAAAAAACUGAACAGACACUUGAUUUAUACAUUAAUGGACCAAUUGAUGGACAGUUUGUAUCCAGAAAUCAGGAACAGAAAAAGUUCUACAUAGAUACAGGAAACCAAGGACUUAAUUACCAAACAGGACAAAGCUGUCUCUUUCUUUACUAAAAAUUUUAUUAAGUUUUCUUUUAGCAUGUUAAGUUGUAGGCCACAAACAGGAUUAUUGUCCCUUGCCAUGUGGGCCAAGUUUUUCAUGGGUGUAUGGGAUGUUGACCAUUUUAUGGAUUAUUGUAUAUGCAACUACUCUGAGAACAUAUUCCAGACAGCUAUGAUACUUGAUAGGAUGGUGUGUCAUUAUGUGUAAUUGACCACAGGUAUUUGAGGACAGGAAACCCUUUGGGUGCCCCUGAGUGGGAGUAUCCGGAAUGACCCCCUAUGUAGUUUUAUUUAAAUACAUUUUUUUAUUAAACGUUUAUAUAAAUUGUUUUGACCAGGAAUACAUUUUGAAGUUACUGACAGACAGAAUUUGAGAUAUUUGCUGGCUUUCGAGGUACUCCAGCUCAGGGGCACUCAGAAGAUUACCUGUGUAAUUGACUGUACAAUACCUUCAAUUCCAUUGACAAUUUAUGCAGAAAAUAUGAGACUUUGACUAUUGUUUGGUCUUCAACUCCUCUGAGACUGUUUGACAGAAAAAUAUCAUACUUUAUAUAGGAUGGGUUAACAUCUUAUGUAGUUGAAUACAUGUUACUGUCAUUUUGAUUUUGACAAUUGUUAUGGAAGUUAUGAGACUUUGACCAAUUUUGUACUAUUGUAAUUUGUUGAUGACUGAUUUUAAUGGCAGAAAGUUUUUGAAGUUAAAAGUUGGAGUAACAUAUUUUUGUUUUUAUAUUUAUUUUAUUGUUAUAAAGAUUUAUAUUGAACUUCAUUAAUAGGGCCAUAUUGCUGUUAAAAAUUCCUUGUGUUCAAGAUAUAGGGUAUUGGUAACAUUUACUGCAGAACUUGUAUUAGAUAUUCAGCCAUGGUUUUUUUUAUAUUUCAAAAAGUUUAUACAAUAAAAACAUUGUCAAAGUUAGAACUGUCAAUUGGAAACACAUGUACCUUAGGGACUUAUCAUUUUAUAACUGGGAGGAGGGGGAGGGCUGGUCAUUUUGAAGUCAAACAUAAAAUUUUCUUGAUCCCCCCCAUAAUAUUUCACUAUUUUUAUUUAAUCCCCCCCUUAAAAACAUUUAAAAAAAAUGUGAUCCCCCUCUGAUUUUAACAUGCAAAACACUUACCUUUGACACACAUACAUGACAUAUGUAGGAUAUACCUGAAGAUUCAAAAGUUCACAAAUGUUUCAUUAGAGAUAAAAUUGACCCCCCCCCUCCCCCCUAGGUAAAGAAUGAUAACUCCCUUAUGAGUAUCAUUUAAAAAACAUUUUAAGAUGAUUUUGCUCUAGGACUUAUUUAACAUUGUAUGUAUUAUUAUACUCUUAAGGUACAUGUUCUUAAAUCCAAAGAAGUAAUGUCAUCAACAUUUAGCAAUAAAUUCCACUCAAACAUUUGCAGGGGGUCAUUUCAAACUUUUAGUGAUAUGUGUCAAAGGUCACAUUUCAACUUUGAGAUGAUUCUUUUUCUUCUUGAUCAGGAGACAAAAUUAUCCAAGGGCAAUAAUCAUUGAUAGAUUUCAAUUGAUGUCAUUUGAGUUUGAGUUACAUCCCUUGACCACUAUGUUGGAUAAACCAAAUUUAGACAUGUGGUACAAGCCAGUCUGAUAAAAGUGUCAAAAUGUAUAAGAAUAAUGAUGGACCUUGUACAAUAUGUUUUUAGUGAUAAGAUAUUUCGAAUGUGCAAUAUGUAUCAUUAGUUAGAGAUAUAUGUGUGUGAAAUUUUAAUAUUUUUUUUCUCAAAUGUACUGCUCUUAAGCAUAACCAAUUGUUAGCUGUAGGUUAUAAGGUGAACACUUACUAAUUAUUGAUAGCCUUGAAUAUACAAAAAUCUAUCUUUUGUCAUAUUUUUUACAAAUAACUGUACUAAGUUUUACUUUUAUAAAAGUUGUUAUUUUAAUUAUUAACAAAUGUUUGAAAUGGCAUACAUUUAAUAGUGCAAUUUGUAUAAAGGGGUGCAUAGUGGUAGUGCAAUUCUAAAUAUUUAUCAUUUAACUAAAAGUACAUAAAUUCAUUUUUUAUGAAUUAUGAAUUAAGAAAACAAUGAAUAAAUAAAGAAUAUCACAUAUAUAUUAAAUCCUGAAAAUCUCUUUACACGCAUACAAUUUAUAAAAUGUUAUUUCAUAUCAUAUCUUCUGAGUAACAUUCACAAGUUGUUGACCUGUUUGUCCUCUAAGAAUGGUGAAUAUCUGCAGAGUAAUAUAUAGUUUGAUGUAUUUUUAAUUUUUUUACCCGUUUUAUGUCUUUUAGUAUGAUGGUUUUGCCCAAGUCUGCAUACAAGCCUAUAGUAAAUUUAUACCUUGUACAUUAAAUUUGUGGUUCACGUAUACCCAUGAAAUCUAUGAAAAAUUGGUAUCCAUGGAAUAAUAAUGAACCACAGUAAAUGGCAUUGCAGAGCGAGAAAGACUUGCUAUAGAUAUCCUUUGGCAUAUAAAAAUUGCCUUAUAGCUUAUGGUUAAGAUCCCACAACUCUGAAAUGACAAAACUAGAAUUUUAAAAAUAGAAUGCGAGCUUAUUUUCACAAAUCCUAACAACAAUAUAAAGCUUAAAGUAUUGCAAUGUUUUAUGCUUACAGGGCGUGGUAAUAGAUUUCACGAUUUUCAUGACCAUUCCAUAAUUGGCAUGUUUUGUAAACUUGGUUAUUAUUAUCAUAAUUGUUUUAUGAAUGUCGUGUUAUGUAAAGUUGAAUUUAUGCAGCUUUACCACCAGGAGUUUUUAUUUAAUAUUAUGGAAGUUUUUGAAACUUAGUUUUUUUUUUAAACAUCUCAAUAUAUUGAAAAAAGUUUUGUCAGGGAAAAAUCUGGUUACUGCUUUUUAAUCUACAAAGUUUAUGUAUAUUUAUGUGUUCUUUAAAUAUGACGUGAUAGAUACUUCUAGUCGUAACCAUGUUGCCAUGUAUAUCCUUUAGGCUUAUUCCAGGGAUAAAAUUAUGAGGAUUAGAAUUUGUUUAAAAAUUGGAUGUAUAAUGUUAUUGAAAUGUUUUGGCAAAAUACUAUUGUUUUCAUUAUCAUCAUCUGAAUGUUUUAAGUGUGCCUUGUGUAUAUUAUAUGUGCACUCUAAAUGCUGUUUUUAAUAUAAUAAUACUCGAUGUGAUGAACAUGGGUACUGUAAUUUGUAAACAUGGAUAUUUCCCUGUGUUGUUAUUUUUGCAAUUACAAUUUUUAAUAGUUCAAGCAGAAGUUAAAUUUAUGCAUCAAAAGACUAAUGCACCAUUCAAAUCAAUGUUGUUUAUUUUUAUAAACUUUUCAGGUUGGGAUAUUUUCCCCCAAUUCACAAAAUUUAAGCAAAACUAAUUCAUGAACAUUUCAAGAGGAAAGAAGUUAAAUUUGUGCAUCAAAGAUGAAUGCACCAUUCACAUCAAUGUUGUUUAUUUGUACAAACUUUUCAGUCAGGGAUAUUUUCCCCCAAUUCACAAAAUUUAAUCAAAAUAACAGAAAAAUUUCUACAUGUAUCAUAUUAUUCACCUGUGUGUAUAAUGACACAAUAUUCAAAAUGUGUGAAAGAAACCAAAGGGAAUAUUCAAAUACAUAUGCCAACAACAAACUGACAACCCAUGGCAAUAAAAGGAAAAACGACCAAAAGACAAACAACAGUCUACAAAUCACAACAUAUAAAAUAAAAGACUGAGGAACAGGAACCCCUUAAAAAAGGGGGGGGGGGUGAUCUCAGGUGCUCUGAAGGGUAAGCAGAUCCUGCUUUCCAAGUUGCACUUGUCGUACGCGUGUUGCUCAUGCAAGUACAAAUUUGGUGAUAAGUCUCAUUCAGUAGGUCACAUUGGAGGAAAAGAGGAUUAGAUUGUAAUUAUAAUAAUUGGAACAUAUCAUUAGUCAUCUGUGAAACAAGUCAUCUGUGAAACAAGUCAUCUGUGAAACAGAUAUUUGAUAAAGGUCAACAUACAUACACAUGAUGGCCUCUGUGAAAUUUUCAAGGGAUGAUUUCAACUUCACCACUUGUAACCCUAGGUUUAAUAGCUUCCUUGUUAGCAGCAACCCUCUAUCAAGAAAACAAAAUUAUAAGAAACUUAUGCUCUGGAUUAUCGUAUCCUUUGUGAGAUAUAAACUCCAUAUAUAUAUAUAUGUAUACACUGCUUGAAUGUUGUGACGUAGAAAAAUGAAAGUUCACAAUUGGAAUGCUGAAAUCAUCUCUUUUGUCUUAAAAGUUUGUACUCAACCAACCCUUAUUGUCAAUUUUAGAAGUUAAAAAGUGUUGUAACAUGCAUGUGUUGGCCCCAAAAAAAUCAUUUGACAUGUGGAGACAUUUUGAAUGCACAACUUUUAAAAGUAUAUACAUGUCCAUGAGCAUGGUUUCAGGAAAUAAUCAUUUGUGUUUUAAAUUGACUAUAUGUUUUGAACAUUUUUUUUUUACAAAUGGCUUGGGAAAUUUAGUUGUGUUAUAUCAAUAGGCAUUAUUGUUUUUUUCAUAGCAUCAAAAUGGUAAAACUGAGAACCUAAUGAAAAUGUUGUAAUUUUGAGCAUUGAAGAACUGGUUUGUAAAAGUAUUGAUUGCCUUUUUAAUAUUAAUUUGCUAUGCAUGUUUUUUUAUUAUUUUUAUCUUUCCAAAAUUUUAAUUCACUAUAGGUCAUCUUUGGAAAAAGAUUUUAUUUAGUUAAUAAUAAGAAAAAUUCUAGAUUUUCACCACCAACCUCCUCUCCCUUUAGCCCUGUUUUAUUUUAUCUCUGGCUUAUUACUUUUUUUUGCUCCAAGAUUUUACAAAAAUAGCAGAAAUAUACCACUUCCCCUCAAAUUGUUCAAAAAGUAAAAUGAGAAUCUUGGAAUGGUUAAUUUUUUAAUGAUUAAAUUUGCUUAUUAUCAAAUGUCAUGAUUUUUUAUAUUUGAGAAGAAAACAGCCACAUUCUGCAAAGAUUAUUUUUUUAAAGUUUACUGUGAUAUUUAUUAAAUUGUAUAAUAUAUUGGUUUAGUUGAACUAAAUAGUAAGGAAAUGAGAGAACAUUUUUUACUCAGUUAUAUGAGGGUCUUGAUGAAAAAAAAUAAAUAGAGAAAAAUGGGCUUAAAAAUUAAAGAAAACAGAAAUGAAGGACCCCAUCCCUACCCCCUUAUAUCAAUAUUACAACAAAGGAAUUAUGGAAGAUCUUUCAAUUUAUAUUUAAAGGAAGUAGUCAUGUGACUUUAGAACGUUAAUCAAAGAGGGGGAAUCCAAAGGCACCAUAUAUUGAUGAUGAAGGGGUUCAAAAUAUCUUUUCACAUAAUAAUACAUUAAAUUUCUAAUUAAUAGUGAAUGUGUUGAGGUCGCGUAGUGAUUUCCAGCUUCCCCUUACAUUUGAUUUUGGAAUAGCCCUCACCAUUAUAGAUAACAGGUUUUGUCCUUCUAGAUGUGAGCUUUAUUUGACAUUGUAGAAAAUUGACUUUUGAUAUUACUACAUGUGUCAGUAAACAAAAUUAAUUUAUAAUAUAUAGGGCAGAAUGAUGGUGGUUGUAUUUUUAGAGACCUGCAAGGUAAAAGCAGAAUUAUUGAUAGGGCUGGGUCCCACAUAAUCAGUAUGCAUUCCAAGUAGAUUUGAUAUUUAUUGUUACUAGUAAGGUACUUAUUUUGUGAAUUUCCAUGAAGCAUGAAUUCAAGAGUUUAGUAAAAUGCAAAUUUUCUACAAACCUAAAACUCGAAAACUGUUAAAACUAUGAGAUCAAAAUAAAAAAAUAAUAUAUACUAUUAUACAAUGUACAAAUUAU
Messenger RNA from Mytilus californianus (California mussel), 8541 nucleotides. Its product is annotated as sorting nexin-19-like. Lineage: Eukaryota; Metazoa; Mollusca; Bivalvia; Mytilida; Mytilidae. The record is from RefSeq and is a predicted model, not a curated record. Gene Ontology annotation, molecular function: phosphatidylinositol binding. Gene Ontology annotation, cellular component: intracellular membrane-bounded organelle. The coding region runs from base 137 to 2821 and encodes 894 amino acids. The transcript is spliced from 10 exons.